Molecule: messenger RNA, 3007 nt
Organism: Columba livia (rock pigeon)
Lineage: Eukaryota; Metazoa; Chordata; Aves; Columbiformes; Columbidae
Gene: ST6GALNAC1
Product: ST6 N-acetylgalactosaminide alpha-2,6-sialyltransferase 1
Exons: 9
Coding region: 132-1832 (566 amino acids)
Biological process (GO): oligosaccharide biosynthetic process
Molecular function (GO): alpha-N-acetylgalactosaminide alpha-2,6-sialyltransferase activity
Source: RefSeq, a predicted model, not a curated record
CGCAGCCGGGAGCAGCUCCAGCCCACGGCUGCUGCGGACGCUUCGGCAACACGAGGGGAUGGCAGCCCCGGAGCGGCGGCUCCCCGUGACCGAGCGGGCCCGGGCAGGGCCCGGCGAAGCGGCCCGUUGCCAUGGCAACCAGCCCCAGACCCUGCGAUUGGACACACGUGUCCCUAUUCGGUACUUGUACAGCAACGCGGAACGCGACUGGAUUGUCCCUCGCCGGCCCCCGUAACGCGCUCCGGCAGCGGAGGAGCAGGGCGGGGCGUUGUCACGCAGUGCGCGUGCGCGGGGCGGGGCCGUUCCCCGCCUCACGGUUGAGAUGGCAGCGGUGCCGGCUGAGCCUGAGGGUGCUGGUGGUAUCGAGGCUGCUGCGGGCGGCCCGGCCCCGGUCGAGAGCCCGGGAUCCGCCUCAUCGGCCAUUGGGCAUUUUCCAGCGUGCCCCGGUUACUCCAGAAGUUGACACCCGAACGCAACAGGGCUCAAACCAUUCUGGUAAUGGGAGCUCAAGGAGCUUUUUAAAGGUGACUUUGGGGAAAGACGUCACCAGGCUCAAACGAGAUAUGGUUGAGAGGACACCAAGAUGGGACAGAAAGGAGGAGAAGAAGACGACGAUGAAAUCAGUUGCCAAGGUGGAGGAAGCCAAAGGGAACACUGCUGUGAAACCAUCCCCUGGUUUGGAGGGAAUCAAGAAGACAACAGUCAAAAUGGCCCCUAGGGUGCAGGGAAACAAGGAGAAAACAACAGUGAGACCAGCCCCAAGGGUGGAAGAAGCCAAGGAAGAGACAAUAGUGAAACCACUUCCCAGGGAGGAGGGAGCCAAGGAGAAGGCAACAGCGAAACCACCUUCUGGGGUGGAGGGAGCUCAUGAAAACAACAUAUCCAAAGACCAAACGAAGUCAAAAGACCCUCUUUCAUCAGUGAAAACUGUAAGACCUGUUCCUCAGGCUGCUGCGGUGACAGAAAAGAAGCAACUGAAGGCUGCCGACUUCAAGUCUGAGCCACGGUGGGAUUUUGAGGACAAGUAUCUGCUGGACAAGUCAUCUCCACCAUUGACCUGCUCUGAAUCACUGAAGGCCAAAGCUACCAAGUCUGAGUGGCUGAGAGAUCUUUUCCUACCCAACAUCACGCUCUUCACAGACAAGAGAUAUUUCAGUGACAGUGAAUGGGACCGCCUGGAGCAUUUUGCACCUCCCUAUGGCUUCAUGGAGCUGAAUUAUUCAUUGGUGAAGGAGGUCAUGUCCCUACUGCCCCCAAACCCUCACCAGCAGCUGCUCCUGGCCAACAGCAACAGCAGCAUGCCAACGUGCAUCAGCUGUGCCGUUGUGGGCAACGGAGGAAUAUUGAAUAACUCUGGGAUGGGCCAGGAGAUCGACUCCCAUGACUAUGUCUUCCGGGUGAGUGGCGCUCUAACCAAAGGAUAUGAAAAAGAUGUGGGAACAAAAACCUCCUUUUAUGGAUUUACAGCCUAUUCCCUGGUGGCCUCUUUGUAUGUCUUGGGAAACAGAGGGUUCAGUGAAGUCCCACGGGGAAAAAAUAUCAAAUACAUUCACUUCAUGGAGGGAGCUAGAGACUAUGAGUGGCUGAAAGCUCUUCUGCUGAACAAGAACGUCAGGAAAGGAUUCUUGGACCAGUAUGGGCCGAGGCCCCGGGAGAAAUUUGGUAAAGAUUUCACGACAGACAAGUACCUGGUGAUUCACCCGGAUUUCCUCAGAUACAUGAAAAACAGGUUUCUAAAAUCUAAAUCUCUGGAAAAGACCUACUGGCGGCUGUACAGGCCCACAACGGGGGCGUUCCUGCUGCUGACUGCCCUCCACCUCUGUGACCGGUGACUCCUCCAUGUUUCCCAGGUGAGCGCCUACGGCUACAUCACAGAGGGUCAUGAGAAGUACUCAGAUCACUACUAUGACAAGGACUGGAAACGUCUGGUUUUCUACACUAACCAUGACUUCAACCUAGAGAAGCAGCUGUGGAAAAAGCUUCAUGAUGAGAAUAUCAUGAAGCUUUACCAGAGAUCCUGAUUCUGUGGCAAAGGCCGUUGCCUGGGAACUUUCAACAACACCUCACUGGGCACGGGAGAGGACCUCUGGAGCCGAGGUUAGCUCUGGACUUCCAGGCACAUUUUUAUCACAAUGAAGAUAUUUCCCUCCUUCAGUACUUCUAUUCUUUUACAAUGUUUCUACAAAUAUACAAAUGCUACAGACCAGGAGAAGAACAGUAAGAAAAUGCAGCAAGCCAACAACGUUGUCCUGUCUGGCUAUGCUGCAAGACUGUUGCGGAUGGUUGUAGGCACUGGUAUCAGGAGAGAUGAAUCCAGAAUGGAUCUGGGUAGCAUAUGGUCCAGUGUCCUGCAUCUUCAUCCAGGUUUCCUCUCUUUGCAAGGAGAUGCUCCUUCUGCUCUGGGUGGAUCCUCCCUGUUAGUGGUGCCCAUCUCGAAGCUGAGUGUGUUCCCUAAGCAAGCUGCUUCUGCAGCCAGGGGAUGGAGGGGGACACACAGGUCCUGUCUUGGGUUGUUCCUGGAAGUCCUGCUCUCACUCUGGUCCCUGCAGAUAAAAAAGGAUGGACUGGACACUUCUAGGUGACUAAUUUGAUGGAGGAUGACUCUCACUUCUGCUUCCUAGUGUGACAUGUCCAAAGGACCACCACCAGCACCUCAAGGGCAGACAGAUGCUCUCCACAGUGCAGCAGAAACUCCAAACUUGCUGCCUUGUGCUCUGGGGCUCUCCUGGCUGCAGGACGUGUGAAUCUUGUGUCACAGUCCUGAUGUGCCAAGUCCCCGCUCAGCUGGGCUUGGGCUGUGACAGGAGUGCUGUUUGCCUCUUGCCAGGGGAGGUAGGAGAGCUCUCCAUAUCCAGGGAUGGAUGCUGUGCGUCCUUGCUGCAGCCUGGAGUGCCUGUUCCCCAUCGCAUGGAGAGGAACGCGGUUGCAGCCAGUGCCCCUGCAGCAUAUUCGCCUUCUGAAAGGGGUUUUGCAAGCAAAAUAAAUGGCGCUACUUUGGCCAAGCUGA